This is a messenger RNA of Humulus lupulus (European hop), 1320 nucleotides long. RefSeq lists its product as uncharacterized. The coding region runs from base 1 to 1320 and encodes 439 amino acids. Gene Ontology annotation, biological process: DNA integration. NCBI's taxonomy places the organism in Eukaryota, Viridiplantae, Streptophyta, Magnoliopsida, Rosales, Cannabaceae. Gene Ontology annotation, molecular function: nucleic acid binding; RNA-DNA hybrid ribonuclease activity. The transcript is spliced from 4 exons. The record is from RefSeq and is a predicted model, not a curated record.
AUGGUUGUUUUGGAAGACGCCAUCAAUACCGCUUUGGUAAGGGAAGAAAGCCGUGUUCAGCAUCCCAUCUAUUAUAUGAGCAAAAGACUCCUCGGGGCAGAGUCUAGAUACCCGAUGAUGGAGAAGUUAACCAUUUGCUUAAUGGUUGCCUCUAGAAGGCUAAGACCCCACUUCCAGGCACAUCCAAUUAAGGUCCUCACAAACCAUCCCCUUAGACAAGUCCUUCAGAAACCUGAGUCAUCGGGAAGGCUCUUAAAGUGGUCGGUGGAGCUGAGUCAAAUUGACAUCACCUAUCAUCUGAGGAUUUCCAUAAAGGGUCAGGCACUCAUCGAUUUCAUUAUCGAGUGCACCCCAGUGUUUGGAGUAGCCUGGAAGUUGUUUGUGGAUGGGUCUUCAAACAAAAAUGGCACUGGGGCAGGGCUUAUUUUGGUUUCCCCCGAGGGACAUAGGGUGCAUAGUGCCCUCCGCUUUGGGUUUAGCGCCUCUAACAAUGAAGCGGAGUACAAAGCCUUAAUCGCUGGGCACCACAUGGCACUGGAGCUCAAGGCUGAAGGAGUCGAGAUCUUUAGCGAUUCCCAACUCGUGGUUAACCAAGUUCUCGGAGAUACUGCAGGAGAAAAUUCUAAUGCGGACGCCCUGGCUAAACUGGCCACGACCAAAGAUGCUGAAUUAAUCAACGUCGUCCCUAUUGACUACUUGGAGUCUCCGAGUAUCUCGGAUUCAGACGAGGUGGAGUCAAUAGAACCCCAGAUUGGGUGGAUGGAGCCAAUAGUUAAAUACCUUGUCUCCGGGGAGUUGCCCCAAGAAAAGAAAGUCGCUCAGAAGUUGCUAUACCAAGUACCGAGGAAGAUAGUCUCCGAAAACGGAUGGCAGUUCAACAGUGAAGUGUUCACGGAAUUCUGUCAACGGUAUGGUGUCAUCAAGAACUUCUCUUCCGUGGCCCAUCCGCAGGGCAAUGGCCAAGUGGAGGCAGUUAACAAGACACUUAAGUCCACUUUGAAGAAAAGGCUGGAGCAAGCAAAAGGAGCUUGGCCUGAGGAGCUGCUUGGGGCAUUAUGGAGCUACCGCACCACUGCUCGGACCUCCACCGGCCAUUCUCCCUUCUCGAUGGCCUACGGGUAUGAGGCUAUGCUCCCAGUUGAAGCAGUAAUCUCCACACACCGACGGGAUACGUGUGAUCCAACCACAAACCAUGCUUUACUUCAAGAGUCCCUGGACCUCAUAGAGGAGCUACGCGAAGCUUCUCAUCUUCGAGUAGCGUCCCACCAGCAUAAGUUGUGUAAGAGCACCUGUUUGCCUACACAAGUGAUCGCAGACUAG